AGUCCAAGUCGUUCGGUCCCGCUGUCACAUACAUUUUUUCAAGUGCGGUUACGUCUCGUCGCCAGCAGCAGCAACAACAAGUUUAUAUAAACACACAGAAAGAGCCAAACCCCGAAAUCGAUCGCAAAAUGAAGAAGUUUUUCGUUGUAUUUGUUGCAUUAUUCGGAGCCGCUGCGGCCCAACAGAGCUUUAAAUGUCCCGAUGACUUCGGAUUCUACCCACACGAUGCCUCCUGCGACAAAUACUGGAAGUGCGACAACGGUGUCUCCGAGCUGAAGACCUGCGGCAACGGCCUAGCCUUCGAUGCCACAGACUCCAAAUACCUCACCGAGAACUGCGACUAUCUGCACAAUGUUGAGUGCGGCGAGCGCACAGAGCUGGAACCCCCAAUCACCACUCCACACUGUUCCCGCCUGUACGGCAUCUUCCCCGAUGAGAACAAGUGCGAUGUGUUCUGGAACUGCUGGAACGGCGAACCCUCCAGAUACCAGUGCUCACCCGGUCUGGCCUACGAUCGCGAUGCCCGCGUCUGCAUGUGGGCCGACCAGGUGCCUGAGUGCAAGAACGAAGAGGUUGCCAAUGGCUUUGCAUGCCCCGCUGCCGGUGAGAUUGCGAAUGCUGGCUCUUUCUCGCGCCACGCCCAUCCCGAGGACUGCCGCAAGUACUACAUCUGCCUGGAGGGAGUUGCUCGCGAAUAUGGCUGCCCCAUUGGCACUGUGUUCAAGAUCGGCGACAGUGACGGCACUGGCAACUGCGAGGAUCCCGAGGAUGUUCCCGGCUGCGAAGACUACUACGGCGAUCUGGAUUUGAAGAGCAUCCGCAAGAGCGAGCUUCUAGCUGGAUUGAACAGUGAAGGUCGCAAGAAGAGCCCGCCCAAAACCAAAGCUGCCUCCACCACCUCCUCAUAAACAUAAUAACAACAACAACAAUAAUAACUAAACAACAGCAACUACAACUACAACCAAGAACAACAUCAAUUACAACUACAAUACAACAAGAUCAAUGCCCAAUUUUCCACAUUUCCACCCCCCUGUCCCCUCUCCUAUCCACUCACAUCACAAAAAGAAUACUCAGCCAGCCUCAAGUCCUAAUUCCAAAUCGCAUCAGAUCUAUUGGCCUGCCAUUUUCGUACUUCUCCCCCUUAAAUUCUAUUUUUUUUGUUUCUAAUUUAUGACUCUCUUUCCUUUCGCAUCAAUUUCCCCCCAAAAUUUCUGAGUCAAAUCAUUUGCUAUCUCUUUAUGUUUUCUGUUUUCAUUAAAUGCUGAACCGUAAAUAUCGAGACAUCAAAAUUUCAACUCAAAUAUUUAGGGUCAACGAAAUUUUUCACAAAAAUUUUGAAAUGUGCGACCGAAAGAAUUAACAAAACAAAAACAAAUAGAAAAGAACAUCGAGGAAUGAAAGAAUCCUUUCAAAAUGAAGCGUAAAAUUUAGAGAUUUGUACAUUUAAGUGAUCCUUGUUUAUAAGCUUAUAAUUUUAUUUUAUACAUAAAAA
This is a messenger RNA of Drosophila obscura, 1492 nucleotides long. It is a transcript of the gene Gasp, whose product is annotated as protein obstructor-E. The record is from RefSeq and is a predicted model, not a curated record. Gene Ontology annotation, cellular component: extracellular region. Lineage: Eukaryota; Metazoa; Arthropoda; Insecta; Diptera; Drosophilidae. Gene Ontology annotation, molecular function: chitin binding. The transcript is spliced from 5 exons. Bases 129 to 908 code for a protein of 259 amino acids.